UUGAGCGCUCGGCGACUCAUAGCCAGUCUAUCUCUAUUCUCUCAGUCGAUAAACCAAAAUGGCUGCGCAAACUCCAGGAAUUCAGCAGUUGCUCCAAGCCGAAAAGAAGGCCGCAGAAAGGGUCUCAGAAUCAAGAAAAAAGAAGAACAAGAGGUUAAAGCAAGCCAAAGAAGAAGCCCAAGAAGAAAUUGAGAAAUACAGAAGAUUAAGAGAAGAGAAAUUUCAAGAAAUUCAGGCAAAUUACCUAGGCUCCAAGGGUGACCAAGUCAAGGAGGUGGAGGAGCAGACAAGGCGUAAGAUCAGCGAGAUGGAUAUCCGUGUCUCAAAGAGCAAGGAGGAGGUCUUGUCCGGGCUCUUUGAUCUUGUCUUCGAUAUCAAGGCAGAGCUCCACGAGAAUGUUCGACUAUAAACAUUUUAAAAAUCUGGUGAGGCAGAUAUUUGGCUUUAAAAACACAAUUAUUUCUAGGGUUUAAGAAUAUAAUAUCUAUUGAUAUCUAUGUUGUGUAUAUAUACACUAUUUGUGGAGAGAAAACUAACUGUUGUAGUGUUAGGUGGGAUACAUUUUCAAUAUAAAGGGUCUGCACUUGCUUGAUUUAGAUUCCUUUACAAUCAUAGUUAACCCUCCUACUAUUGGUGCACUCUCCUGACCAAAUUGCUCAUCAACAAAAUUCCACAUGAGACUUUGAGGUUCAGUCCACACUGGUUUUGACUUUCCAAAUGAAUGCCAGCUGUACAA
Messenger RNA from Asterias rubens (European starfish), 736 nucleotides. RefSeq names its product V-type proton ATPase subunit G-like. Lineage: Eukaryota; Metazoa; Echinodermata; Asteroidea; Forcipulatida; Asteriidae. The transcript is spliced from 3 exons. Gene Ontology annotation, molecular function: proton-transporting ATPase activity, rotational mechanism. Bases 59 to 409 code for a protein of 116 amino acids. The record is from RefSeq and is a predicted model, not a curated record. Gene Ontology annotation, biological process: proton transmembrane transport. Gene Ontology annotation, cellular component: vacuolar proton-transporting V-type ATPase complex.